Messenger RNA from Daucus carota subsp. sativus, 1685 nucleotides. RefSeq names its product wall-associated receptor kinase-like 1. Gene Ontology annotation, cellular component: plasma membrane. Bases 257 to 1495 code for a protein of 412 amino acids. The record is from RefSeq and is a predicted model, not a curated record. Gene Ontology annotation, molecular function: ATP binding; protein serine/threonine kinase activity. Gene Ontology annotation, biological process: protein phosphorylation; cell surface receptor signaling pathway. Lineage: Eukaryota; Viridiplantae; Streptophyta; Magnoliopsida; Apiales; Apiaceae. The transcript has 3 exons.
AGGCUCCUGUCAGUCGUUUGGAGCAGUUGAGUCCUCCACAAACGGCUCCGUGUGUGGAAGAAAUAGUUUCUGUACGAAUCAAAGCUUGUGUUCUUGCGUUGAAGGUUUUUAAGGAAAUCCUUAUUUGCCAGAUGGAUGUCAAGAUAUCGACGAGUGUGCUCUUCCAAAGCAUGACCGCAAAUGUGAGCAGAAUUGUACAAAUACCCCAGGAAGCUAUAUCUGCUCGUGCAACGAUGGGUACAGUGAACUUUCUGGAAUGAAUGGUUGCACGAAGAUAGGCAAUGUGAAGAAAGCUCCAGUAAUGAUAAUAAUAGCUACAUGUUCUGGUCUUGGGGUGUUAUUGGUGAUGUUCGCUACGUUGUGGUUGUACAAAGUAAUCAAAAGAAGAAAAAUACGUCAACUCAAGGAGAAGUUUUUUAAGAGAAAUGGUGGUCUGCUACUACAUCAACAGGUUUCUUCUAGUGAAGGUAAUGUUGAGGCAACCAAAUUAUUUACCUCAAAAGAACUGGAGAAAGCAACUGAUCACUAUAAUGUAGAUCGAAUCCUCGGGCAAGGAGGACAGGGUACUGUCUAUAAGGGAAUGUUGACAGAUGGAAGAAUAGUAGCCGUGAAAAAGUCCAAGAUAGAAGAUGAAACCAAACUCGAACAUUUCAUCAAUGAGGUUGUGAUUUUGUCACAAAUAAACCAUAGGAAUGUUGUAAAGCUACAUGGAUGCUGCUUAGAGACCGAGGUCCCUUUACUGGUUUAUGAGUUCAUCCCGAAUGGAACACUUUUCCAGUACAUCCACGACUAUCAUGAAGACUUUCCACUGACCUGGGAUAUCCGUGUACGUAUAGCAACAGAAGUUGCAGGAGCUCUGUCCUACCUACAUUCUGCAGCAUCAAUUCCAAUAUAUCAUCGAGAUAUCAAGUCAACAAAUAUACUUUUAGACGACAAGUACAGAGCAAAAGUGGCUGACUUUGGAACUUCCAGAACACUUUCUGUUGAUCAAACUCACUUGACAACAAAAGUACAGGGUACAUUCGGUUACUUGGAUCCUGAAUACUUCCAAUCAAGCCAAUUCACGGAUAAAAGUGAUGUUUAUAGCUUCGGUGUAGUUCUUGUUGAGCUCUUGACAGGACAAAAAGCAAUCUUGGCACCUAGGCCUGACGACGAGGGAAGAAGUUUAGCAACACAUUUUAUGUUAGCAAUGGAAGAGGGCCGUAUGCUAGAUAUUCUUGAUCAGCAAAUUAGAAAAGAGGGCGAGAAAGAAGAGAUCAUGGCAUUUGCUAAACUUGCAUACAGGUGCUUGAACUUGAGCGGGAGGAGAAGGCCUACGAUGAAACAAGUUGCAACGGAGCUAGAGAAUUUAAGAUUAACCGGUGAAGUGCACUAUGAAGAGGUUGAAUAUGUAGCAACUGAGCUAUAUGGACCUUGGGACCUUACUUCAUCUUCUAUAAGCUCGUCUACAAAUUACAGUGUGACUGUUGAUAUAGAGCCUCUUAUUAGAAAAUAGAGUAUAGUAAUGUGUCCUAAAAUCCCGUAACAACAUCAUUCAAUAGAUGUAUAGUUUGUUCGUGAGAGAUCCUUAGUUGCGAAGAUGUAAUAUUAGAUAUCCAUCUAUGAUGCUUUUCUUCAGAACUGUAUUUUAUAUGCCCAUUGUCAAAUUAUCUUCUAAGUUAAUAUUAUGUAAUGGUUUUUUUUUA